AUGCUGCCGCCCUGUCUGAUCCGGGCCGCGGGCCGCCCAUCCACAAUCCUCCGUCGCCAGGCACCCACGAUCUUCAGGGCCCUUCCUGCGUCCCAGAUGCUCUCCACUCGCAUGGUUGCUGCCGACCCCGCAGACACACUCAUGCCUCCCUCCUCGUGGCCGCCAGCGAUUCCACGGCGAUGGAUGUCCUCUGGCCGACCAGGCUCCCGCAACAACGAUCGUGGUCCAAGCAAUGACCGCAACAGCGACCGCCGCAACAGCGACCACCCCAGCAACGACCGCGAUCGCAGCUUCCGAUCCUCACGCUCUCCAUCGGCAUCUGGUCCCAGCACCCGCCCCACAUCCCGCUUCGGCUCCAGCUCCAGACCCAGCUCUGGUGAAAAGAACACCAAACAGAGCCAUGGGACUCACUCGACACAGCGACCGUGGUCCAAGGAGCCAAGAACAGCCGAGACACACUCGAAGCACUCGCCAAAGACCCUCUCGCCGUCUCUCUCGAGACCAUCAGUGCAAGCGUCGCAAGCGUUGCAGACACCGCUCGAUCCGCAUCAGGCCGGCCGGCCAGCAGGGCGACUCGAGUGGCACUCGGACCCAAAGAACCUCGGUACCCGGCUGAAGGCACUGAUCCGGUCGGGCCAGAUCGACGAAGCCUGGGACCUGAUCGAUCGACACACGGGGGCGACCAACGACGUUGUGUUUGCCGAGGCGAUCCAGGCGUUCAAGGACCACGGCCACUACGGAGAUGCGAUCGAGGCCUUCAAGCUGAUGAAACGCCGCAAGAUCGUCCCCACGCCCAGUGCAUACACUGGCUUGAUCAACGGAGCAUUCAAAGCGGUCACCCGUCCCGAUGUGCUCCCAAGUGAUCGCAGCCGCAUUUUGCAGCAAAUCAACGCCGUCUGGGAGGACCUGCCCAAUCCCUCGACUAUCCAUGCCAACGCAAUGCUCAAGCUCUGCGUCCCCUGUGCUUACGAGGGUGGCUGGAAAGUCGCCAUCGACAUCUUUGACGGCAUGAUGCUCUGGACUCGCGAUGAGCUUCAAGACAUUGACUCAGGUGCCUACAACAGCCAAGAGCCCACGUUCUCCUACCCUCCUCCCGACUCCAUCUCGUUCUCGACUAUGCUGCAACUGUGUGGUGCGUUCUUUCCCUCGUCAAAAGGGUACUCCAUGGGACUCCGCAUCAUGAACGACCUUGAAAACAUCCUCGACGAGCCACCGCAAGGCAUUCGCAAGCUCGAGAUCACAAAUAUCUACCACGGCAUCCAAAUGGACUCCCACAUCGCGGCUUCCUUUCUGCUCCUCUGUGCCAAGUCCGGACAUCCCGAAGCAUAUCGCAAUGCGCAAGUCGUGAUCCAAAAGUACCUCGAUCUUCCCUCGCAACUCGACCCCGACGCGGCGAACAAGACGAUCCUGGACGAAUGGAGUGAGCCUCAUCGCGAAAAGCUCCUGCUCACUCCAACUCUGAUGUUUGCCCUCCUUCGUUUGGCCUCGGCGACGGGGAAUGGGUGCCUCGGGCUCGUCUGGUUCGAUAUCUUCCAGCGACGCAAGCUCGAGUGCGAUGACGGUAUCCUGAACCUCGCGAUCAUGCUCUGUGCUGAGCAAGGACGCUUCGAUCGAGCGGCCGAGCUCAAUCAACAUACGCAGUCCAGGAGCCACGCCCAAAACUCCAUCCGAAUUGCGUCCCUGGCUGUGGCCCUCGCCAAACAGGAAACGCCGACCGCACCGCUGAGCCGCAAGUGGCUGCAGUCAGCCAGCGACGCAGUUAAGAGCGCACAGAAAACCGAGGACAAGUCGGGCAGCACCCGAGCUGUUCCCUAUCUCACCACAGCGGUGUUUCGUCAGUACAUCGAGCUGCUGAUGGCUUACAACGAACGUGCGGCCGCAGCCGCAGUCGUUGAGCGGUACGGACAGCACAUUCUGAUGAUCUCACGACGCAGCCUGGACAACUACAAGGCCGAGCCAGGCCGAGCGCAGAGGAUGGCGAUGCAAAGCGGUCUCGAGCAGACCAUGGAAUGCCUCCAAUUGUGCAAAGUGGUGCUUCAAGGAUGUCUUGCGGACGCCGAUGUGCGCCCUGACCGGCGGCAGGAAGCCGAGGCCAUGAUCGACAACAUCAACAGCGUCCUCCUUGGCUGGAAGAGCUGCAUGCAUGCCGAGAACUCCCGUCGAGCAGCGCAGACAAAUACACAUCGCCCGGAGUGA
Molecule: messenger RNA, 2196 nt
Organism: Polychytrium aggregatum
Lineage: Eukaryota; Fungi; Chytridiomycota; Chytridiomycetes; Polychytriales
Exons: 2
Coding region: 1-2196 (731 amino acids)
Molecular function (GO): protein binding
Source: RefSeq, a predicted model, not a curated record